AUGACUACAACACUAGAAAGUGACAAGGCAGAGAAGCAUGCAUCUCCUAUGCCAACCAGCCAGGCGCCUCGGCCCCCAUACCCACCACAAAACCACCAGCAGGGAGCAGCUGUAGAAACAACCAAGUCGAAGAAGCAUACACGUACUAUUACAACUAGCCAGGCCUCACAGCCUCCAUGCACCUCACCAAGAAAUCAUCAGCGGAGAUUAACUCAAGAGUCGCAAGAUUCCUCGCAGCUGAGUGCCAAACCAGCCCUCAAGCCCUCGCAGCUUUGGAUGACCCUGGGUAAAAACAUGCCUAUUCCUGAUGAGCGAAUGGUAGAUGCUGCCUUGCCGAGGUGGACUUCCUCUACAGCACGUUGA
Molecule: messenger RNA, 363 nt
Organism: Venustampulla echinocandica
Lineage: Eukaryota; Fungi; Ascomycota; Leotiomycetes; Helotiales; Pleuroascaceae
Exons: 1
Coding region: 1-363 (120 amino acids)
Source: RefSeq, a predicted model, not a curated record